This is a messenger RNA of Lampris incognitus (smalleye Pacific opah), 3226 nucleotides long. RefSeq names its product tetraspanin 11 (gene tspan11). The record is from RefSeq and is a predicted model, not a curated record. Gene Ontology annotation, cellular component: membrane. The transcript has 9 exons. The coding region runs from base 151 to 933 and encodes 260 amino acids. Lineage: Eukaryota; Metazoa; Chordata; Actinopteri; Lampriformes; Lampridae.
GCUCGCGCACACAGCUGCCCGGGACGGGACGCUGUGCAGAAAGCGACCGUCCAGAACGCAGCGCCGCGGCAGCCCAGAGGGCUCUCCGACCUGUCGGGGAUAUUACCGCUCCGACACGGGGCCGUCUCGGACUGAACCAGCGAAAGGAAGAUGUCGGCGGUGUACAAAGACGACCAAGAGGACUGGCUGACAGUUUGUUUGAAGUAUUUGCUCUUUGUCUUCAACUUCCUUUUCUGGGUGGGUGGGGCGGCGGUUCUGGGUGUAGGGGUGUGGACCCUGGUGGAGAAGAGCGACUAUCUGAGCCUUCUUGCCUCCAACACCUUUGCCAUCUCGGCGUACAUCCUCAUCCUGGCCGGUGGCCUGGUGGUGGUCACCGGGUUUCUGGGCUGCUGCGCCGUCAUCAGGGAGCAGAGGAGCUGCCUAUCCACGUAUUUUUCCUGCCUGCUGCUGAUUUUCCUGAUAGAGCUCGUGGCUGGAGUCCUGGCCUACGUCUAUUACCAGAGGCUGAGCGAGGAGCUAAAGCAACAUUUGAACCAGACUAUGACAGAGAAUUACGCCCAGCCGGGGAAGGAGGCGAUCACACUCGCCGUGGACAAACUACAGCAAGACUUCAAAUGCUGUGGCAGUAACAACUCGCAGGAUUGGCUGCAGAGUGUGUACAUUUCAUCGGCGCAGGCAGAGAGGAGGGUUGUUCCAGACAGCUGUUGUAAGACCAUCACCCCUCAGUGCGGCAGGAGAGACCACCCCUCCAACAUCUACAAGGUGGAAGGUGGCUGCAUCACCAGACUGGAGCAGUUCCUGGCAGACCACUUGUUGGUCAUUGGUGCCGUGGGGAUAGGAGUGGCCUGUCUACAGCUGGCAGGCGCGGUCCUGACGGCCUGCUUUAUCUAUCUGCUGUAUAAAGAAGAGGUGGAGGAGUUUGGUACACUGUGAUUAGCGUGAAUCCCACUUUGUGGACUUAAUCAACUGGAAGGGACAAGAUCUGUGGAAUGGUGUUCACCUGCUGCUUGUACAGGAGGAUCAAGAUGGAGCCUUACUGAGUGCGCCGAUGAAUACUGUACGCACCACUUCCGACAAGUGGAGGGAGCCAUGACCUGCUGAUAAACCUAAAAUAGGCUGCUGAACCAUGAACUCUCACCCUGGUGAACAAAAAAAAAAAAUACAAAUCACGAUUGCAGGCACGAUCCACAUCCCCCACGCUGCAGUCAGAAGCCCUUGGUAUUGAUGACGAGUGAGCCCGAUGUUACAUCUGUAUGUUAUUUGAUGCAGUCAAGUUUUUGAAACUCUUUUCCAGGCUUUUGAAGCUACAAUCCUGAAGUCACAGUCCGUUUUUCUUUAAUCUACUGACACGUAUGGUGAUACUGGUAACUGCAGUGGUGUUUCGCCACUGCAUCCAAGAGCUCCAUCGGAAAUGAAGCAGUCGCCAUGGCGACUGCAGUGAUUGUCGAUUGCCGAACAAGAACGCCUAGUUGAACCCGAGUUUUAUCUAUUGAGGUUGAAGCAUUUGUUGAUAAAGGUCAUCCGCGAGCCUAGCCGGACACAUCUGCUGAUCUGUCGCAACAAAUUUGCUGCAUUUUUUUCUUCUGUGUUUGGGUGCUAUGGUGAAGAUGUUAGAGGCUACGCAGUGUCAUGUUUCCCUGUAAGGUCCCCCCCCCCCAGACAGUAACUAUUAAAACUGGCAAUGAAAGCGCUUACUUACUCUAAAAGGAGAGUUGUUCACAUGUAAAGCUUCAGGCUUGUAAAGCUUUGGUAACAGAAUAUGAUGCGGGUGCAUGGGAACAUGCUGCACCUUGGCCUGGUGACUUUGGCUUGGAUGCAUGUGUACCAUCAAGUUUAAGCAGGACAGACGAGAGAUACUCUCACAUUGCAUUCAUUUUGUUGAACAGUGUAAGUUGAUUUAUGGAAGUGUUAUAUAAUAUGAUAUAUCACUUAACACAUUCAUGUAACAGUGGUCUAGUUUCUGUCAUUCCACUUAAGGCGGCUGAGCAAGGGCACUGUGUAAAGUGAUGUUUUUGUUGUGUUUGUUUUUGUCUAUGAAUGAGUUAUAAUUUAUGAUUGUGUCUUUGUAAUAGGUGCGCCUCCAUCAAACGAGUAAAUGUUACCUUGUUCUAAAAUUAAUUUUAAUCCUUUCAUGAGAAGCUUACGGUGUACCAUGCUGUAAGUCACAGUAAGGGAGGUGGCAAAUGAAAUGAAAGAAAUAUCUUUAUAUUUGUACCUAAAGUCUAUUUUGUUGAAAUUGGCAUGUUCAGUAUUGAGAGUCUGAGGUAGAGCAGCUCAGUAUGUAACAAAAUCUAGAAUUAACAUCCAUAUUGGUUACCAGUUAGUGGUUUAUCUCAGUGCAAACUGUGACUACUGAUCUUAGUACUUCUCAGUCAAACAAACUUUAACAUAUUCCCUUAAAACAGGUUUUUCUUAUUUACUUUUUUUGACAGUAUAGGAAAUCAACAGUUGUUAUUCAGAGGUUCCCAAAGAAACAGAAUAAGUAAAAAAAAGAAAGAAAGAAAAACUGGCACUCACCUUUUGAAAUGAUUGGCAUUGAACCCAAUAGCCCUCAUUGCAAAAAUGUCUCUGAGAUACCUGAAUGCAGCGCUCCACCUAGUGGUUGUUAUUGAUAGCUCACCUGAGAAAUAUAAUUGUGCAGUUGUACUAGGUAAAAUGUUAUAUAUAUAUAUAUCUUGUUAGUUCGACAUCUGUGUUAUCUGAACCAACAGACGACAGUUGUUUGGAUCGGAUGUGUUGCCGUCGGUGAUAGAAUGAGAGAGAAAAAAAAUUAAUUUGUGUUUGAGAAAAUUACCAAACACUUCAAACUGUGCCUGAUUCAACACACACAAACACACACAUAUACUAAUCUUUAUAUUUAUGUACUCAUUCCUAACUGCCUUAUUGGUAAUAAUGAAUAAUGUCUUUAAAAUAGUUGGAACAAUUGUGGCUGAAACUGGUGAUGUGAAAGUGGCAUGUGCUGUGACUACUGACUGAUCUGGUAAGAAUGGUAAUAUGAAACCAUGUUCUUAAUAAAGAUUGAAAAAUCUAUGCAACCAUAAAUGCUGUGUUAACUGAUGACGUCUCAUGUGGACAGGCAUGCACAUAUCCCCAGGACUUCCAUAUGGCCGCAUGAAACCAGUGCUCUGGCUGGUUCAAGCAUGUCGUGUGGGGGAUGUGGAUAAGUGCUACAAAAUUUUACUCUUACAGUUGUUUUGGCCUUCUAUGGUAUUAAACUAUUGAUGGA